AUGCCCGACCAGCAAAUAGGCAACGACGCUUCGGUGGCGGCAGAGCGCCGUGCUGUCAUGAACGUCGCGCGAACCGUCAUGAGCAACCUCGAAGACCAGCAUGACUGGACCGAGGUCGAAAUCCACGACGGCCAGGACUUUCCACGCCCGCUCGUUCGAGGACUGCCGCCCAAGAGGCUCUACCUGCACCCGGACGACCAAAUUGAGGCCCUCGCCCAUGAGCACAAAACUGGCGAGAAGCUAUUCCAGGAUCCUGAAUUUGAAUGGGUUCUGCCUGUCCAUUUGACUGAGAAGUGGUCCAUCGCACGAUUCGCUGCCGUCUUCGACUCGAUCCCUCAAGAGCCCAACAGGAGGGCCAAGAGAUUUGUGCUGGCCUCGCUCCACAACGACUCUACCGUCGUCUACUAUCUCAUGCACGAGGGAAUGGUCAAGCCUCGACAGAACUGA
Molecule: messenger RNA, 447 nt
Organism: Purpureocillium lilacinum
Lineage: Eukaryota; Fungi; Ascomycota; Sordariomycetes; Hypocreales; Ophiocordycipitaceae
Biological process (GO): tRNA splicing, via endonucleolytic cleavage and ligation; tRNA-type intron splice site recognition and cleavage
Cellular component (GO): tRNA-intron endonuclease complex
Molecular function (GO): tRNA-intron lyase activity; nucleic acid binding
Source: RefSeq, a predicted model, not a curated record